AUGAAGAAGAUGAAAGAGGAAUAUAUCGGCGUCGCCUGCACGGUGUGUGGGGCUGGCGCCGAUGGGCUGCAUUAUGGCGCGGUGUCGUGCCGAUCGUGCAAUGCCUUCUUCCGGAGGGCUGUUAGUUACAAGCAGUACAACACCUACGAGUGCCGCUACAUUGGGAAAUGCGACGUGACGAAGUGUAUCGAGGCAGGCAUGAGGAUUGAAUCCGUCCAGCCCCGCCGCGAUCCAACUGGCUCCCAAAAAGAUCGAAAACGCAGAAUGGGAUCCGAGGAAGAGGACUCCUCCCCCGAAAUGCAAUUCAAAAUCGAGCCCGCCGACAGCCCGACCGACCAAAAGUACGAGCCGUACGUCAUGUCUCCGCCGCCCCCAAUCAAUAAUGCGUCGAAUGGGAUUGUCAAAUUCGCCAACGACGGCCCGAUGGAUCUCCUCCAGGGCAAGCCGUUUUUCGAGCGAUUUAACGAGAAUCGCUACAAAAACGCCGGCUCGAUUCGAGAGGUGCUCGACCUGCAUCACGAGGAUUACAAAAGAGCUGGAAUCCGAGCCACCAACGGCCUGGCCCCGCUCGAUAUUAGCUGCAUCGAGAAUGCAGCAUUCUCGCGGCCACCGCAACUCACCGAGGACGACCUGUUCGACGAGGCCCAGAUGGACCCAUCUGAAGUGUUCGAGCGGCUCCUCAUCUGUUACCGCGAACAUGUGGAACAUAUGAGGUUGAAUAUGCUGUCCGCUGAGGAAUUUUUGAAACCGAAGCAGCGCCGCGCCAUGGUCCCCGACGACGUCGAGAAUCUCAGCAAGGCCGAGUUGGCCGGUCUCAUGUACUGGCUGAACAAAAUGACGCCCUAUCCCUUGCUGCCGGAACCGGACCGGCAAGCCCUGAUGAAGCGUUUCUCGGUGCGAAAACUCAGUUUGGACCACUUUUACUAUGCUUCACAGCAUAAGACCGAACUCGUCCCCCGCAACUUUUGCAUGCUAAAUAACACCUUCGUCCCGGACGGUCGCACCGGAUUCGAGUUGAAAACCGACGACGAGAAGCAGGUCAAAGCCAAGCAACAAAUUUUCCGCCCCACGUACGACCGUAUGUGGCGUACCGUCAUCAUCCCGUUCAACAACAUGGAGAUUAUCGACGCCGAGGUCGUCUUCCUGCACGGACAACUGCUUUGGAGCCCGCUGAACAGCAUCCACGUGGAGAGCCAUACCCGAAAGGUCCUCCAAGAGCGCCGAGAGUGGUUUACGAACCGGCUGCACGAGUACUACCGCAACCGCGGACUCGACGAGGUCGACGCUGGGCUCCGGUUGGGAAACAUGUUCAUGAUGUUGUCCGAGAUUGAGACGAUCUGCAACCAGCAUUGCCACGACUUCCAGGUGUGCAAGCUGUUCGAGUUCUGCGACAUGAGCCAGUUUUGGUAUGAAAAGAUCUGCUACACCCCCGUCAACACGAUGGCGGUUAGCCAUCAGCAGGAACUGCGAGACGAAGCCAACAGGGCUGAUCAACAAGCCCUCAAAGACCGUCUCAUCCAGAUGCACGAGGAGAAGAGGCGGAAAGAUGAGGAGAUGCGGAUCCGGGCCAGCAUUCCCUUGCCCACAAUCGAAGACAGGACCUAUACUCACAAACUCAUCGAAACGCUGGUCAGCGUCGACGAAGACAGCGAGGAAGGGUUCGGUUUCGGCCCCGAAACCUGCUUCAUCUCUCCGCCCACCCCGAUGCAGAUGCUCAAUCCACCGCCGAAGGAGGGCGAGCCGGCUCGGAAACGGUCCCGGAAAACAACUGCGGAGAACGAGAAGACAAUGCCGUCUCUCCAGACCGCCAAUCUUCUAAAAACCGUACCGGUACACCAUCAAACCUUCACGGAGAAGAAAUACGAGCCCACCGAGUACAACUACUCGUUUGACCGCCCGCGCAUUGUGGAGAGCCAGGGCUCCCUCUCACCCCCGGAUCUGCAGAUGGAGUACAAGAUGAAGGACUACUUCAGCAAGGACAGCAAAAUCAAAAUCGCCGGCCCGGGCUUCAUCAAAAUGGACCAGAGCCAGCGGAUGAACGACAUCAAGGCGCUGAUUUACAACCCCGAUGGGGACCAGAUGGACAAGCUCGACAAGAAGCGCUCCCACUCCGUGGAGUUGCCCUCGUCGAGCGACACCUCGCCGGAAAGUAUCGACAUCCGCACCCCGCCCCCCAUGGAUUUUAUGAUGAUGUAUCAA
This is a messenger RNA of Mesorhabditis spiculigera, 2199 nucleotides long. NCBI's taxonomy places the organism in Eukaryota, Metazoa, Nematoda, Chromadorea, Rhabditida, Rhabditidae. The record is from the annotation of a GenBank genome assembly.